AUCUUCGCGUUCCCGCUGCUGAACGACGCCUACUGCGACGCGCUUAUGGACGAGGCGGCGCACUUUCAGGCCAGCGGGCUGCCCGUGGCUCGCCCGAACAGCAUGAACAACUACGGGCUCAUACUCAACGAGAUUGGGAUGGAACAAGCCAUGGACGCGCUGCAGGCGCGGGUGCUUUCGCCGGUCGCCGAGGCGCUGUUUCCGGCUCAGGGCGGCGGCUGCCUCGACGGCCACCACUCGUUUAUAGUCCAGUACUCGGAGGGGGCGGACCUGGGGCUUGACAUGCACACCGACGACAGCGACGUGACCUUCAACGUCUGCCUCGGAAAGGAGUUCUCGGGCGCCGGGCUGCAGUUCUGCGGUGUCCUCGGCGGGCCCUCGCACCGCAAGCGCAGCCUCGUCUAUCACCACGCCAAGGGCAGAUGCGUGGUGCACCUGGGCGCGCACAGGCACGGCGCGGACGACCUGGAGAGCGGCGAACGCCUCAACCUGAUAAUCUGGAACCACUCCAGC
This is a messenger RNA of Micromonas commoda, 513 nucleotides long. RefSeq lists its product with no specific name. The transcript has a single exon. The annotation marks the transcript as partial. The record is from RefSeq and is a predicted model, not a curated record. Gene Ontology annotation, molecular function: iron ion binding; oxidoreductase activity, acting on paired donors, with incorporation or reduction of molecular oxygen; L-ascorbic acid binding. NCBI's taxonomy places the organism in Eukaryota, Viridiplantae, Chlorophyta, Mamiellophyceae, Mamiellales, Mamiellaceae.